GGUCUAUUGACAACUCGACAGCAGACGAAGUUUGUCUUUAUUAAUUUUUUUGCCUUUUUUUUUACGUCAUGGCGAGGCUCCGAGGCUGUUAAUUAUUUUUUCAGUGUCUUUAAUUAUUUGUGGACCAGCGUGACGGGUUGUUAGGGCGCGGCAACCCACAGAAGGCCUUGAAAUGUGUGCGUGACAAAUUGACAGGCAGGUGACAGCCAAUUAGACAGACUGAAGGAUGGACGUCGCUGGCCUGCGCAAGAAGCUGGAGGCUCACGGCCAAGAGCACCUCCUACAGUUCUGGGAUGACCUGAGUGAGGCCCAGCGCAAGUCUCUCUAUGGGGACCUGAGCGAGCUGGACUUGGAGGAGGUGUGCGGGUUCUACAAGCGCACGGUGUCGUCGCUGAAUGAGGAACAGACCAAGCUGGAUGAGCGCAUGCAGCCCAUCCCCGCUGAGAUGCACGGCUCCGUCACCCGCACGCCCCUGGAGAAGAUCACCAACUAUGAGGAGGCGGGGCUUGCGGAGGUCAGUGAGGGGCGCGUUGCCGUCCUCCUGCUAGCGGGGGGUCAGGGCACGAGGCUGGGCGUGGACUACCCCAAGGGGAUGUACAACGUGAAGCUGCCCUCCGCCAAGACCCUCUACCAGCUCCAGGCAGAGAGACUCCUGCGCCUCCAACAGCUGGCUAAGGAGAAGUUUGGGAAGUGCGGUGACAUCCCCUGGUACAUCAUGACCUCAGAGCACACCAAGGAGCCUACCAUGGACUUCUUUGCGCGCCAUCAUUACUUCGGCCUCCAGAAAGAGAAUCUUGUGGUGUUCGAACAAGGUAUGCUUCCGUGCUUCACUUUCGACGGCAAGAUCAUUCUCGAGGCUCCCUGCAAGAUCGCCCGCGCCCCCGACGGCAAUGGGGGUCUCUAUCGCGCUCUCAGGGAAAGGAACGUGCUGGAGGACAUGGAGCGGCGUGGCAUCCAGUACAUCCACGUCUAUUGCGUCGACAACAUUCUAGUCAAGAUGGCCGACCCUAUCUUCAUCGGCUACUGUCUCUCGAAGGGUGCCGAUUGUGGAGCUAAGGUGGUGGAGAAGGCCUUCCCUACCGAGGCUGUGGGCGUGGUGUGCAAGGUGGACGGGAUUCACCAGGUCGUGGAGUACUCGGAGAUCACCCUCAAGACGGCGCAGAAGAGGAACCCUGAUGGCAGACUCACAUUCUCCGCUGGCAACAUCUGCAACCAUUACUUCACCACAGAGUUCCUCAAGAAAGUCGUGCUUGAUUACGAGACGAGCAUGAUGCACCACGUGGCCAAGAAGAAGAUUCCCACCGUCACCACCGAGGGCAAGACCAUCAAGCCUGAGAAGCCGAACGGAAUGAAGAUGGAGAAGUUUGUGUUCGACGUUUUCCAGUUCUCAAACACUCUGGCCGUCUGGGAGGUUAUCCGCGAGGACGAAUUCGCGCCCCUGAAGAACGGCGACGGAGCGGAGAAGGACACACCCACCACCUGCCGCCACGCCCUGUUCUCACUCCACCACCGCUACCUCCUCAACGCUGGCGGCACACUGGUGGACUCUGAGGGGGAGCCACUUCCGCUGAUCCCAAGGCCAGACGAGAGGGCCAAGCCAGAGACUGAGAGCCCCGCCGCAGCCCCCAAAUGCCCCGAAAACGCAAACACCGAAUUCAAUAACAAUUACGACCGCAAGGAACUCCGAUGGGAUGAAUGCCCUGUGGUUGUUGAAAUCUCGCCGCUGGUCUCGUACGCCGGUGAGGGUCUCGACAAGCUGGUGGCCAACAAGAAAUUCACCUGUCCGCUUGUCAUCAACGAACCGGCGCAGAAGAUUGAGGUGUAGCGCGCUCUAUGGCGUUUACGAACCACGACUCACUCACGCACGCACGCACUCACUUACCUGUUUCGUACUUAAUGUUUUUGGUCUCCUUGCUGGGAUGGUUGACUGAGGUGCGCGUGCUAUCCGUAUGUGUGUGUGUGUGUGUGUGUGUGUGUGUUAGUUAUUCCGCGCUUCAUUUUUGAAGUGUCGACAAAUUCCCGGCGUUUAUGAUUUUUUGUUUCCUUUUCCGUUCCUCGUCAUCUCUAUUCUUGUUCUUCUUCAAUUCUUCUUCUUUAUUUUUUUCAUUAUUUUCUGAUUAGGUUUCGUUAGAUUUAGUCUCCCCUUAAUUUAGCUUCAUUUUCUCUUAUUCUUUUUCUCUCUCACUCGUGUGUACGUAUAUUCGUGAACACAGAGUAGGUACACAUAGACUGCCACUAGAUGUAUGCAUGUAUGUACUUAAACCUAUGUGCGUAUGUGUGUGUGUGUGUGUAUGGCUACUCUCACACACACACACACACACACUUACACAAACACACUCAAUAUUACCUUCUCUCUCUCUCUUUUCCUUCCUUACAACCCUUCUCUCUCUCCCUCCUUUCUUCCUUCUCUCUCUCUCUUUUUCAUUCUCUCUCUCCCUUCCUUACAACCCUUCUCUCUCUCCCUCCUUUCUUCCUUCUCUCUCUCUCCUUCCCUCCCUCCCUUUCCUCCAUCUCUCCCUCUCUUCCUCUCUCUCCCUCUCCCUCGACCCCAAUAUCCCAAACCUUUCCGAGAUAAUAUUUUUGUAGUGAACCUUCACCUUUUCCGACACCAGCCGAAGUCCCAGAAAUUUCACCACUCGAUUUUUGGCCGAGGAAGUUGCUCAAGCCUCCCUCUCUCACUCGCUCGCACCCCAGAGUUGAUCGCACGCACUCCACUCCCCCGCUCUCUCAUCAGCCUAUCAGAGAAAACGUGUGUGAAUGUUUUUAUGUGGUAGACUAAUGUAGUUUUAUCUCCUCUGCAUUUCUUCCGUACAUACUUCAUUCUAAUUCUUCUAUUCCUUCCUUCCUUCCUUCCCUGGUCUGUGUCUCGUGUCAAUGGCCGUCAACAGUAGUCAUAGGUGCAAUAUAUAUGUAACUGUUAUGUAAGUGGCUGCCCAGUGCCCUUGACAAGCCUAACAUUUCGCUCUCUACAUUGUGCGGUUUACGGUACGUCCGGCAGCUUGUUUUACGCAGGUCUGUUUACGUGUGUGUUUGUAAUGUACGCCAUUGCAGUGACUGAUAGGUGGUGCUCCUUACGAGGCUUACGAUUGGGUUACGUUUGAAGUAAUCUGUCGUGAGUCCGUAAAAUCGUAAGUUCUGAAAUAUCGUAAAUUGUAAAUAUCCAAAGUUUGUGAAUAUGCAGUAAUAAUAAUGAUAAAAAACAAGAAAGUGAAUGUUAAAAUGAAAGAAGAUGAGAUGGACCAAAAUAAAAAAAGAAAAAGAAUGAAAUAAUAAUAAUAAUAAUAAUGAUAAUAAUAAUGAUAACUGCAAUGGUGUAUAAGAACAGACUCGGACACACCCUAGACACACCACAUGGAUCAUUGUCAAGCGCACUGAUGUCGUUUUGCCGAGGAAAGAACACACACACACACACACACACACACACACACACACACACACACACACACACACACACACACAUGAUUCUCUCUCACAGUGUUAAAACAGGGAUAAAGGAAAGGUUUGUAAGAGUUUCGAUGCUGCACAUAUCGGGUUAAAAAUCGACUCCUUAUGACUUUAUACUUUGUUAAAUUGAAAAGCGCUAUACUGAUUAGAUAGGGAAAAUGCCCUUCAAUGUUUUGUAUAAUUUGUAAUGGGAUGAGAAUAUGCAGAAACAGACCUUGAAAUAUUAGAGUAUGACCCCCUUAAGGCUAUACGAUGUUAGGUUGAUCUGUAAAUAAACUAAGAAGAUACAGAAAAGAGCCUCGAUUUUAAAGAUAGGAAAAUGCCCUUCUGUGUUUAGUAUAAUUUGCAAUGGGGUGAGAAUAUGCAGAAACAGACCUUGAAAUAUUAGAGUAUGACCCCCUUAAGGAUAUACGAUGUUAGGUUGAUUUGUAAAUAAACUAUAAGGAUGCAGAAAAGAGCCUUGAUUUUAAAGAUUCUAACCCCCUGUGUUAUGUUAUUCUGUAAUAGACUAAUAACAUGCAGAAAGCCCCUUAAUUUUAAUAGUCGAACCUCUUAAAAAAUGGCAGUCAAGUAAAAAUCAGAUACGAAAUUGUUAAAGAAAUUGAUAGAAGAAUAUAUUAAGCCUACAUUCAUAUAUUAGCAAGGCCUCAUUUUCCUGUAUUUCAAAAGGGUGGAUGCAUUUGGAAUUCCCUGAGAAAAAUAACAUGCGCAUAUGAGUUUUCCGUCGACACUUAAGUUGUUAAAGAAAUUGAUCAAAGAAUAUAUUUAGCUUAGUUUUAUAUAUUAGCAAGACCUCACUUUCCUGUAUUUCAAGGGGGGGGGGGGGGGGUCAUAGUUCACCAAAAUAAAGAGCAUUCAUAUAAGUCUUCUGUCGACACUAAAUUGUUAAAGAAAUCGACAGUGAAUUAAAUUUAGCCUACAUUUAAAUAUUAACAAAGCCUCAUUUUCCAUAUAUCAAAAGGGCGGUUGCAUUCGUAAUUCCCCGAGAAAUAACAUUCACAUAAGUGUUUUCAAAGGGGUGGUUGCAUUCGUAAUUCCCCAAAAGAAAUAACAUUUGUAUAAGUGUUUUCAAAGGGGUGGUUGCAUUCGUAAUUCCCCAAAAGAAAUAACAUUUGCAUAAGUGUUUUCAAAGGGGUGGUUGCAUUCGUAAUUCCCGAGAGAAAUAACAUUUGCAAAAGUCUUUCCCGUCGCUACAAAAUAGUUAAAGAAUUUGACUUUUCACCCGAGUAUGUGUGGCAUGCGUUUUGAUUUUAAUUAUAAGUUUCCGACACUGUUUUUUUGAUAAGUUUUCGAGUUGCACGAAGGGAAAUAAAAAGAUUGUACAUAUAGAUAUCGGAAAGGGUUGUAAAUUUUGUAUUUUUUAUCAUUAUUGUUAUUUCUAUUAUUAUUUUUAUUAGAGAUGAAAUUUAUAUAUUCUCAGAGAUGUAAUAUUUCGAUUUUAUUCUCUUUUUGUUAGUUUUCGAGUUUGGAACGAAAUGAAAGGAAAAAAAAUAAUGUUGAUUGAAUGUGAAUUUUUAUUGUUGCCUUUUGUUAUGAAUAAAUUAAUAAAGAAAAAAAAAAGGAAAAUAAUUAAAUGAAAAAAUAAGAAAAGUAAAUAAGCAAGAAAUAAAACAAGAAGUUACGAGAGGAUCAGAAAUAGGCAAGUCUUUGGUGAGCGCUCGGGUACAGAAGAGGAGCAUUCGACAGGGUAUGGCACUUUCGACUUGGGAUACUUACAAUCUGGGAUGUUGUUGAUUUACAAUAUCUUCAACUUACAAUAUUUUCAAAACGGAUAAAAGAAGUUAAGAAAUCAAAUAAAGAACCUAAUAAGCAUAUGAGAAAUUACAUAAAAAGUCUAUAUUUUUAAACUUAUCCACGCGGACCACAUUUCCCCUGUUAGAAAAGCCUCCUGUCGAAAUUGCUGAGCUUUCCAUGGACUGUUUUGUGACCCCGGUGAUAGUUUGACACUUCCUCCGCACCUUGAACGAUCGGAAACCAUCUUAAAACAUAGUCGCAAUGGGGUCAGAGGCGUUAAAGAAGUUGCUAGGCUUUCCACGGACUGUUUUGUGACCCCAGUGAUUAUUUGACACUUCCUCCGCACCUUGAACGAUCGGAAACCAUCUUAAAACAUGGUCGCAAUGGGGUCAGAGGCGUUAAAGAAGUUGCUAGGCUUUCCACGGACUGUUUUGUGACCCCAUGAUAGUUUGACACUUCCUCCGCACCUUGAACGAUCAGAAACCAUUUUAAAACAUAGUCGCAAUGGGGGUCAGAGGCGUUAAAGAAGUUGCUAGGCUUUCCACGGACUGUUUUGUGACCCCAGUGAUUGUUUGACACUUCCUCCGCACCUUGAACGAUCGGAAAGCAUCUUAAAACAUAGUCGCAAUGGGGUCAGAGGCGUUAAAGAAGUUGCUAGGCUUUCCAUGGACUGUUUUGUGACCCCAUGAUAGUUUGACACUUCCUCCGCACCUUGAACGAUCGGAAAGCAUCUUAAAACAUAGUCGCAAUGGGGGCAGAGGCGUUAAAGAAGUUGCUAGGCUUUCCACGGACUGUUUUGUGACCCCAGUGAUAGUUUGACACUUCUCCGCACCUUGAACGAUCGGAAAGCAUCUUAAAACAUAGUCGCAAUGGGGGUCAGAGGCGUUAAAGAAGUUACUAGGCUUUCCAUGGACUGUUUUGUGACCCCAGUGAUUGUUUGACACUUCUCCGCACCUUGAACGAUCGGAAACCAUCUUAAAACAUAGUCGCAAUGGGAGUCAGAGGCGUUAAAGAAGUUGCUAGGCUUUCCACGGACUGUUUUGUGACCCCAGUGAUUGUUUGACGCUUCCUCCGCACCUUGAACGAUCGGAAACCAUCUUAAAACAUAGUCGCAAUGGGGGUCAGAGGAGUUAAAGAAGUUGCUAGGCUUUCCAUGGACUGUUUUGUGACCCCUUUGACCCUUCCUCCGCACCUGGAACGGGAAAAUCACCCACGAAUACCCGGUUAAUCCUCCCCGUGGCCUUGGGAAAUGGUUGUAAUGGGGGCCAGAGAUAUUUAAUAAUGUGGAUGUUAAAAGUUAUAAGAAAGUUGUGGUGUGUUUAUGCAAGAUUGAUUGUUCUAUGCACCUGUGGCACGUAAUAAAGAUUGUCUGCAAGAUA
Eriocheir sinensis (Chinese mitten crab) is the source of this 6557-nucleotide messenger RNA. It is a transcript of the gene mmy, whose product is annotated as UDP-N-acetylhexosamine pyrophosphorylase-like. NCBI's taxonomy places the organism in Eukaryota, Metazoa, Arthropoda, Malacostraca, Decapoda, Varunidae. The record is from RefSeq and is a predicted model, not a curated record. Gene Ontology annotation, molecular function: UDP-N-acetylglucosamine diphosphorylase activity. Gene Ontology annotation, biological process: UDP-N-acetylglucosamine biosynthetic process. The transcript has 15 exons. The coding region runs from base 227 to 1825 and encodes 532 amino acids.